GUCCAGCUUUACCAAACGCCACUACAAACAAGAUACAAUCCGGCAUGUCUUCGAACUCCAAACCUGGACCAUCCUCGGCAUCCCGAACCCCUCUAACGACUCUCGACCACACCCUCGUGCCCAUGCCAUCCCGCACACACCCAGACCGCGCAGAAGCCCUCGUCUCGCUCUCCAUCGCCCUCAUCGACUCUGCCGUGGAUAUACUUGAACGUAAUAUCAGCACGGAUGAAGAGCUGUCGAGGGAUAGUGCGCUGUUACCUGGGGGGACGGUGGGAAAGCAUUUCAGACAUGUCAUCGAAUCCUUUAGGGCUUUCCUCUUGAAUCUCUAUGACAACCCCAGACCGCUCUCAGAGGUACCAGAGAUCAACUACGACAAUAUCCUACCUACCACCCGCCGCCCCAUCGCCCGUUCGCUCCCAGCUUGUCGGCAGGCCAUGAGGCAGAUCAGCAAAGAUCUCACGGCAUGGAGUGAGAUCUGCAGACGGCGGGGCAGUGUGAUGGGUGGAAGUGGGGGAAGUGGGGGUGGGGUGGAGGGGAAUCCUGCGGGGCUGGGGGGGCAGAAGGCGGAGAGGCGGAAUGGGCUGGUGGAUGAGAUGGAUCGGGUGGUGCAUGUGGUUGCUAUAACGCCUACAAAGCAGGAGAUGGGGAGUACAGUGGGGCGAGAACUAUGGUACUGCUCGCUGCACUCGAUCCAUCAUUUCUCAAUGUUACGGACCAUCGCAGUGUACGAGCUGGAUUUGACCUUACCAGUAGAGUUUGGUACAGCACCUUCAACGUUGCUAUACCGCGGCUUGUCUUGGAAACCGCCAACAGAGGGGCAGACGGUCAAAGUCAUUCGCACCAGUAAACUCUAGCCCAUCCUCUAACGAUAUAACGAUCUUCAUGACCACAUGUACCACCUU
This is a messenger RNA of Cryptococcus amylolentus CBS 6039, 902 nucleotides long. RefSeq lists its product as hypothetical. The transcript is spliced from 4 exons. The record is from RefSeq and is a predicted model, not a curated record. Bases 45 to 854 code for a protein of 269 amino acids. NCBI's taxonomy places the organism in Eukaryota, Fungi, Basidiomycota, Tremellomycetes, Tremellales, Cryptococcaceae.